This is a messenger RNA of Capronia epimyces CBS 606.96, 2847 nucleotides long. RefSeq lists its product as uncharacterized. The transcript has 2 exons. Gene Ontology annotation, biological process: mitotic chromosome condensation. The coding region runs from base 1 to 2847 and encodes 948 amino acids. Gene Ontology annotation, molecular function: chromatin binding. Lineage: Eukaryota; Fungi; Ascomycota; Eurotiomycetes; Chaetothyriales; Herpotrichiellaceae. The record is from RefSeq and is a predicted model, not a curated record. Gene Ontology annotation, cellular component: condensin complex.
AUGGCCCGCGAAAAGAGCAAAGCAUCGCCGGUGAAACUCGCACUCAACGAUGACCGAGGCGAAAAGGUCGCACGACUUCACUCGCGGCAAGCACUCCAGGAAAUCCAUAUGAACGAGAUACGCGCCGCCGCCAGUCCCAUCCGAAAGAUCAAUCAGCGAAGAUCGACAAAUGCGAACAGCAACAGCAGGACCAUGUCAGAGUCACCACGCACACCGCGAACGUCUGGUGUCGGGAUGGCACACAAGAGACUACCACAGCACCAGCGCAACCUGGGCCGAGAUAGCGACGUGGUGCCCGGGAGUACGGUCAGACCCAAGUGCGUGCCGAUCCUGGCGAACUUCGAGGAGUGGAUGAAGAUGGCCACGGACAACAAGAUCAAUGCGGCGAAUUCGUGGAAUUUUGCGCUGAUUGAUUACUUCCAUGACAUGAGUUUGCUGAAAGAGGGCGAUGGAGUCAAUUUCCAGAAAGCCAGCUGUACGCUUGAUGGGUGUGUCAAGAUCUAUACAAGCAGGGUGGACAGUGUGGCGACGGAGACAGGCCGAUUGCUCAGUGGGCUGGCAGACGGUGCUGGGUCCGAUGGAAAAAAGAAAAACAAAGGCGACGGUGCUGAUGAAGAGGAUGACGAUGAAGAUGGCGAAGAUGGGGAGGAAGGCGAAGAUGGGGAGGGGAAGAAAAAGGCAAAGAGGAAAGCUGCGAGGAGUCAUGAGGCCACACUCGCGCCGAGCUUUGCUUCGUUCCAGGGCAAGAAACUGGAACUGGAAUUUGCCGUCGACCCGUUGUUCAAGAAGGCGUCGGCCGACUUCGAUGAGGGAGGGGCUAAGGGCCUCUUGCUCAACCACUUGUCCAUCGAUUCUGACGGUCGCAUAGUCUUUGACAGUAGCGACGACGCAGGCGACGCGACACUUUCUGCCGAGAAACAUCCCUCACAAGAACAUGGUGAAGAUGACGAUGCCACGGAAAUGGGAGUCGCGAGCGCAGAGGCAGCAGCAGUCGAUGGAGAAGAGGUUGGUGCCGAAAACGACCAAGACGAAGAAAUCGAUCUCGCAGCCCUUGCCUCCAAGUUCUUUCCGGAUCUGGGGGUUUUGGAUUCACAAGACAUCUGUCCGUCAAUGAAAAUGUUCACUCUUGGCGAUGCUUCGGGAGAUCUUAGUAUCCCGUUUCUCAAAGCGCCCGACGACUGGCGAGAGCAGAAGAAAGCGGCCGCAACGCCGCAGCAUCCUACGAACAAUCCCAAUCUCAACCUAUCCGACCAGACCGGUAUCUUCCUGGACGGAAGUAAUGCGAUGGGAUUCGACGAUGACGACGACGAUGGUGGGUUGCUUGGUGGAUUUGAUGUCGCCGACAAUGUCGGGUUCGGCGAAGGGGGUGAAGCGUGGGCCAAAGAUGCUGCCGUUGAUGCACAGACACGGCUUGCUCGAGCCGAAGAUGUCGAUGACAACCUCAUAGAAGGUGACAAUGCGGGUGGUUAUGCUUUGGCGCUGCAGCACAAGUACCAAGAAGAUGCAGAGCACGAGUCGAUCAUGGCGUAUUUCGACAAAGCGUUCAACUCGCGAGCCAAAGGCAAGACGGCGUUCAUGACGCUCGAGAACUGGCGCAUGCAAAAGAUCCAAAAAGCACAACAGGGCGAGACAAGCGCCCCGACAAGGCAGAGAAAGGAGAAGGAGCCAUUCGAAAUCGACUUCUCCGGGCCGAUGUCGGAGUCCUUGAAAGAACUGCUCGAGGCGCCAGCAGUGCUUAACUCGCAGAUCAGCUUGCCCAAAGCACAAUGGAGGACGAAAGGCAGGAAUCUGCUGGACAAGGAUGACGAGGUAGUUGACCCGAGAAAACUCAUGUAUCUGUGGACGAAACCGAAAUGUCGAGUGGGCAGACGCAAGGGUGGCAUGGGAGUCAUUGACGAGGGCUUCGGUGCGAGAAACCGCUUGGGGACAGCGAAGGACGCAGAGGAUGACGAUGACGACGGCGAGGGCAGACAGGGAGACUACGAUGCCAACUUCUUCGCCGACGAUGAUCAAAUGCCCUUUUUCGACGGGCCUUUGCCCAUUGAUGAUGACGAGGACGAUGGCAUUGUCGACGGAGGUGACGACGGCGCUCAAGCAUUCAUGGAUGCGAGGGAGAUGCUCAGUCCUCAACCGGAAGGACAGCAACAGCAACAACCGUCCGACCUUUUUGGGCGGAUUGAGGCAGACGGAGACGGCCACGGCGACGGUGAAGGGUUACAGCACCCACCAGCAUUAGGCUUGCUGGCACCAUUGCAAAAUCAGAGCGAUCUACUCCCUGGCAGUUUCGGUAGCCAGCUUGUAACCCAGGCCGGCCGGAGAUUGCGGCCAGAGUAUGUCAACUACGCGCGGACGGCGAAGAAGGUCGAUGUCCGACGACUGAAGGAGAACAUGUGGAAGGGGAUGAGUCAGAAGCUGACAAGGAUCAACGUGUUCGGCAUGCCCGAUCAGUUGCAGAGCGGGACCGAACAGCAGCCGCCAAUACAGCCUCAGCCGGCCGUCGAUGAGGACGUCGAUAUGAUGGAUGUCGACGACAACGCUGCUGCCGCCGGUCCUGGAGCUGAAGGUGCAGAUGGGGAGGCAGGACAAGCAGAUGCCGCUGCCGUGGCCACAGUCGCCGGGCAAUCUGUGGAAACCCUCAGCUUCACAGACGUGAUCCAGGAUCUACGGUCCGUGUACCCAGAACAGCAGAUGAAAGACAUCAGCACAUCGUACUGCUUUAUUUGUCUGUUGCAUUUGGCCAACGAGAAGGGGUUGAUGCUCGAGGGCGACCGGGAGGGCGAAAAGGCGAUGCAAGAGAUCAAGGUGUGGAAGGACCCGAGUGUGGGAGAAGAGUAUGAGGGUGAAUGA